This is a messenger RNA of Oreochromis aureus, 782 nucleotides long. RefSeq lists its product as uncharacterized. The record is from RefSeq and is a predicted model, not a curated record. The coding region runs from base 156 to 782 and encodes 208 amino acids. NCBI's taxonomy places the organism in Eukaryota, Metazoa, Chordata, Actinopteri, Cichliformes, Cichlidae. The transcript has 3 exons.
AUAUCACACUUUAUAGCUGAAUAAUAUUAUCGUUGGUGGUCUCGGAAGUUAUAGAAAAUGCGAUCAAACAUCGAAUGGAGUGACUUUGCAGACAUAUGUGCUAUGUGAAGAUUCGCUAAUUCUUUUGCACAACUGUAGGGAAGCCUGCCUAUGAAAUGGAUCAAACAAAUCCAGACUGGGUACCAACGCUACACAUGGGGCACUCCGAAAUCCGAACAUCACAUGCAGACCGUCACAGGAGGCGAACACAACGGGAACAAAAGAAAGCACUAGUAGGAGGCUUUCACAAUGGAGCAGCAAAGUGUGAAGGUGAAGCCUCAGCAGAAGUUACCACAGAAGAGCAGCCAGAGAUGGACACCACAGAAGAGCAACACCAUAACAACCCUGUGAUUUUGUCUGAGGGCCAGAUUUGUGAUGGACACGUAGAAGCAGAGGUAACAGGUGCAGAUGCAGAAAACGCUGAUCUCAGAGAGAGACAGACAGAAGAUCAAAGACCGACAAUUGAUUGUGUGCGCUGUGUACAGAGCAGAGCAGAAAUAAACCGGCUGCUGGAGGAGAACAGAAAGCUUAAAUCACUGUUGGACAAGACAGAGCUGAAUGAAAACUUUUUACAGGGUGACACGGAAAAAGUGAAAUAUUACACUGGUCUUACUUGUUUUGCUAUUUUUAUGUCUGUGCUAGACAAUGUAAAAGCUUUCCUACCAGCAUCAAAGAAACUCUCGCUGGGAAUGUCGGGUCUGUCCGCCGGCAGUACAGCCGCGGGACGUAGCGCUAACAGCUGA